This is a messenger RNA of Sardina pilchardus (European sardine), 2940 nucleotides long. RefSeq names its product family with sequence similarity 89 member A (gene fam89a). NCBI's taxonomy places the organism in Eukaryota, Metazoa, Chordata, Actinopteri, Clupeiformes, Clupeidae. The transcript is spliced from 2 exons. The record is from RefSeq and is a predicted model, not a curated record. The coding region runs from base 166 to 687 and encodes 173 amino acids.
GCAGAGUUGUUGUGGAGCGUGUUGGGAAGCGCCCUGCUGUUGCUCGGUAUUUUCGUCAGGGCGUCGCGUAGCUCGUGGCUAAAUGCAGUGAUUCAUCGCAGAGUUAAAGUUAUCUCUUCACACCGCCAUAAAGUACGAUUGUAGUCGGUGUAUCUAAAGUGUAAGAUGAAUGGUAAAUCAUCGAACAACACAGCAGGCGGAACGUUGGCCUGCAUCGAGGGACUACCCCCUCUGCCGAAGAGCUUAAGCGGCUUGCUGAAUUCAAGCGGCGGCUCUUGGAGAGAGAUGGAGAGGAUGUACGCAAAGAAGACUAUGAUCCAAGACGACCUAAGCCGUGGCCGCAGUAACGCAGACAAUUUACUGGCAAAUAAACCUGCCAACCUUGAUGCAGCCCUGGCUCUUCUACGAAAAGAAAUGGUGGGGUUGCGGCAGCAGGAUAUGUCCCUGCUGUGUCAGCUCUGGUCACUCCAUGAGUCCAUUCAGGAGUACAAGGGCAGUUGUCAGGACCUCACGGCCGGUUCCAGUGCCGACGGACCCUAUGAGAACGGCUACUUUGACGAGGACGAUGAAUACUUCCAGGAUUCGAGCAUAACCCCUACUGAGCAGCCAGAGGGGAGCGAUACCUCUCCCCAAAAUGGAGCAGCCAAGGACAAGUGGCUUCAUGACUCUUUCCACAUCACCAUCUGAGAGCGGCCUCCAGUAGGCUAUAAGAUCUUCUUGCUCGACUUUAGAGCUUGUUUUUGUUUGUUUGUUUGUUUGUUUGUUUGUUUUUUGAUUGUUUUAUUUUAGAAAAGAGAUGCCUGCAUUUUGAUUUUGCUGACCUCCUUUUCUGCAGACUUUUCUAUAAAGGUAUAAGCAAAGUUGAUUAUUUAUUAUACAGUAUAUAACGAUAUAGUAUUUUUCUUGUGAUUUAUUAUUAUUUUUUUCUUUCUGAAGACAUUUUCAAAUGUUUUGGUUGGGAGGAGUGUCUAGCACAUCUCCAGUAAUCAUGUUUACAGUGUAACACAAACAGAAUCUCCCGGAUGACUCUGUGUAAACAUUACUGUAUAACAUCAGCUGAUAGACGAGGAGUGGGGAAGAGUCGCCGUUAUCUACACAAGCUAAUAAUACAAACUUGCCUAGUUGCAAGCGACAACUGUGACCAUGCGGAAACAGGAUUUCUGAUCACGGCUGGAACGUAGCCGGUAGAGUUUGGGGAAAUGUGAAAUGAAAAAUGCUGGAUCCAUGGAAUGAGAAUCUCUGAAACCAGGGUACGCACAAGGUGUGCUUCUCCACUUUUCUUCCUUUGAACUGAUUUGGGCGGCACCUCUUCUCAGUUUCAACAUGCUAGCCCGUCUGUGUAUUCCUCUAUACACAGCUGUAUCACAUAGAACGGAGAUGUGAACUCGUAUGUUUCUCCUUUAAGUGUAGUUCUGUGCAAGUCAUAUCAUAUUGUAUAGGGAAGGCUUAACUGAAUUCCUUGGUGAACUCAUGCAGGUGUAUUCGUUCCCACCACACUAAAUGUAUGGUGCUUUCUCUGUCUUCCACUGACAUUUUGUCACUCUAACAGCAUAACCUUAAACAGCUAACCUCUGAAUGACAAUUAUAUAGGCCUAUAACCGCUUAUAAGUUUGUUCACGCAAACUCUUAAUGUGAAACGGAUUGUAUACAGCCUUUUAAAGAGUAUUGUUUGAAGCAAGUUCAAUUUAAGGUACAGUAACCAAAGAAAUUGUUACAUGUUUUGCUAAGGGUUAUUGUUACAAACAUAAUGCCUAAUGAUCAUUAUAACCUCCAAUGUAUUGUCUGUAAACAUUUCUUCGCAAGUGAUGUUUAAGUAUUUUUUCGCAAAUUAGUCUUAUGCUGUGAUCGACUGUACAGUUUGACAGGGUGGACAUUUGGUAAGAAUAGCAAAGGGAAGGCUGAAAUUUCUCUUGAGUGUAAAAUGUAAUUUGACCGUGGUUUUGAGCCCUUGGAAUGAUUAACAGGCAAACCUGCUUCUACACACUGCUGCAUCCAUCAUUGAAUUCAUCGUCUCCUCUGCCAUCAUGAUUAUGAGUUAAGAGUUGUUUCCUAACAUUAUUUGCAUUUGCGCGUCGAUUUUUUCCUCUCCUCUCCCUUCAUGUGAAGUAGAGGCAGUUUUGCAUUUUCUCUUCAGCUGGUUUAUGUUUGUAGUGGUAAAUGUGGAAUGAACUGUUAAAGUUAAGAGCCCUCCAACAUUGAUGUUUUGACAAGCAUUCUCAUUUUGAAUGAAUGGAUUCCUAGAAUUCUGGGGAGCCGAGACACAAUAGAGAACAGCUAAUUGUUUUUCUGUUGACUAACCAGGCUUUUUGUGUCCUCGGCAACAGAAAUUCUUUCACUCUGUGCCUUUCUAUGCCAUGGACUUAAAUUGUGGCCACUGCUGUUGCUUGUCCCUUCAGUCCUACAGCACUUUUGUUGAUCCAAGUCAUCCACUCAUUUAAUGGAGUAACGGAAGGCAGAAAACUGGAAAAAUGAUCUCAGAUGAGCCCAAUGUAGGAAUUCACCAGCAAAAGACUUGCACUCUAACUAUAACUAUAGCUUAAUCUUGGCUUUGGAGUUUUGGAUAUAUAAUCUCUCUCACGCUUUGGACUUACAAUACAGUUUGUGUAUGCAGUCCACUGUACAUCAGCGGUCAAAUAGCAAUUGGAAGUGUGUACUAAUACUUCUGGUAUCCUAUUCAAGUCUCCAGCACUACUUCUGAGAGGAACCCCCUGAGAAGAAAGUAUGGAGAAACGCAUUCGUAUUUCUGAGAUUUGUAUGUUAUGAUUUGCAUAGCUUGUUUCUCCCAGGCAUUUGAUUCAUUUGGGUUUCCAUUCCAUAGUCCUCAUAUGUACUUCUCCUGCAAAGAAUGACCAUACUACUGUAUGUUUUGUUUGGAAGAUUGUUUUUUAUGCUCUCUCGUGAUAAAUAUAAUUACUGAUUAAAUAAAUAAUUUUAUUACGA